UCGAAUUAAAUAAUGUUCCAAAUAAUUCCAUACAGAACUUUAUCCGAGAGACGCCCUAGGUACGUUUUUUAGAACCGUAGGACAUUUUUAUUCUUUUAGGGUCUCUUGGAGUCUGUGUUUUGUAUGAGAUAUUCAUAACUUAUUCAUAAUUUUUUAAAUGCAACAAACAGGUAAUUGCGAAAUUAGAAAAAUGAUGGUGACUAAAAACAGCGAAUAAUACCAUUCUUUUCGACUAUACUUUCUUAGAAAAAAGAAUCACUAUUGCAAAAUGCUUUGACUCCAUAUAUAGAACAUAUUGAAGACUUACGAGAUACUUAUAUAACAAGAUACUAUGUCUCAGAAGAAACUAUUGUGUGUGUAUAUUUGAACGGAAAAAUGUAAAGCGGAAAGAUAGUUUCCAUAUCUUUGGGCGUGUCUCGUCGAUUCUUGUCCAAUGUCCUUGUCAGCACAACUCCUAAGAGCGACCUAAGCUCAAACAACCGCGACCACCUUGAAGUAUGAAGAGGGGCAUAUUGACACGUUAGAGGAGAGGAUAUAUAGAGGUUUUGCAUGGUAUGAGAACAGAUUAUCUUUCCGUGUCUCGAACACUGUGUUUCUCCGAAAAAUGCAAGUAGUGACAUCAGCAAAAUGAAGUUGUUCUUUGUUAUUUCGACUUUCAGUCUAAUUGCACUAUGCCGUAGUGCGGACGAAUCUUCGGAUUUAAAAGUGCUUACAAAAUUAACGCCAAUAAACGGUGAACAGCGUAUAUACUCCGAAAACACACGGGAUAAUCGAGGAGAUUUGACCGCUUCUGCGAGCGAUCGAACGUUUCAUAUAAAUAAAGGUUAUCCGGGAUCAAUUGGUGGAUAUCCUGGAUAUCCUGGAGGAUAUCCUGGAGGAUAUCCAUAUGGAACGGGAGUCAUUGGAUCCGCUUAUCCUGGCGUACCAUAUCGUGGUAGCAGUCUGAUUCCAGGGUAUAGAGGAUAUGAAUACUCUGGGCCUGGAGGGCUUGGUGGCGGAUACGGAUAUGGGGGUAAUUAUCCUGGAUACGGUGGAUAUGGCGGAUAUAGUGGAUACGGUGGAUAUGGUGGAUAUGGGGGUUACCGAGGAUAUGGAGGUUAUGGAGAUUAUGGAAGGGGAUAUUAUCCCGGUGGUUACGGGGGUUACGGAGGUAAUGGGGGCUAUGGGGGCUAUGGGGGUUAUGGAAGUGGUUAUGGAGGCUACGGGAGUGGCUAUACGGGUUACGACGAUAGUUAUUUAGGAUAUGGACGUGGUUAUAAUCGUUAUGAUGGGUACGAUAAUUAUGGUACAAGUUAUGGUUCAACAUAUGCAGCGAGAAAUCCAUACAGUUAUCGUAGUGAUAGUUAUGGCACUUCCCUCAGUAAUCCAUCUGGUUAUCGUGGUUAUUCGUAAUCAUGAUUUAAAUAUUCUCUAAAUCUCAGAGUGAAAUGUUACUCUAAAAGAUCCUGAACAAUUUUUGACUUUUUGAGAUUUAGACAGUACAUUUUUACACAUGAUAUACAAAUAUUAUAAUUAAAAAUGUUACAAAUUAAUAUGUUCAUGUUAACAUAUAUUUUAAUAAUAAACAAUUAAUUAUAUUUUUAGGAUUUUUGGAAAUACGUAAGAACUGUACAAUAACAUAUCUUGAUGUAACAAAAGAAAGAUCAUAAUGUAAAAUACUGCAUUGUAAAAUAUAUACUGCAUUAAAAUAAAAAAAAACUGAUAAUUAU
Molecule: messenger RNA, 1709 nt
Organism: Solenopsis invicta (red fire ant)
Lineage: Eukaryota; Metazoa; Arthropoda; Insecta; Hymenoptera; Formicidae
Product: keratin-associated protein 19-2
Exons: 4
Coding region: 628-1392 (254 amino acids)
Source: RefSeq, a predicted model, not a curated record